This is a messenger RNA of Fulvia fulva, 1770 nucleotides long. RefSeq lists its product as uncharacterized. The transcript has 2 exons. Bases 1 to 1770 code for a protein of 589 amino acids. NCBI's taxonomy places the organism in Eukaryota, Fungi, Ascomycota, Dothideomycetes, Mycosphaerellales, Mycosphaerellaceae. The record is from RefSeq and is a predicted model, not a curated record.
AUGAGGGACUGGAAACUGUCUAUCAUUGACACAGGACACAGACCGUCUCUGAGCUACCAGUACAAAUGGGGAACUAAAGAGCAAGAUGUUGUACUAUCAUUCCAUACUGUGCACGUGGCGGACUGGGGCCUCCCAACAGACAGAUCCUCCCCGUCAACGAUCAAGAACCUGUCGAUUGCGUCAGGGCAGAGCACGCAGCUUGCGACCCGGAUCAGAGCCUGGCUGCGAACCUGCGAGAAGUAUCAUCGAGCGUGUCGUCCUUCUUCCACGUGGACCAUGCCCGAUCGCGUCUUAGACUUAGGCCUUGGUCCGGACUCCAAGAUAAGAUUGAUCCGAUGUGCAGCUCUCAGUCAUUCAUAUGCCGCCUUAAGCUACUGCUGGGGAAGCACUGAGCAAUAUCGCCUCACUUCCGAAACGACAGAUCAGCUCGCAGCCGGCGUCCAAAGCCAUGACCUGGCUAAGACCACACAGGAUGCGAUAGACAUAGCACGAGAGAUUGGCCUGCGCUACCUCUGGAUCGAUGCACUGUGCAUAUACCAGGAUGAUUGUGCUGACUGGGAGCGACAGAGCGCUAACAUGGGCAACAUAUACGAGAACGCGGCUUUGACUUUAGUAGCCUCUAACGCCAGCUCUACGGCGGAAGGCUUCUUAAGACCACGAUCGCUAGCUGAAGGGUACUGUGGUUACACUACCUAUCAGGAUCAGAAGAAGGCGGUUUACCUUUGUCAACCUUCUGUCGGUUUCGAAGUCGCCACAGUCUACGAACGAUCAGAUGUGGUAGCGCACGAGCCACUGAGCGCAAGAGGCUGGGCCCAACAAGAACGCUUGCUUUCCAGAAGGAAAGUAAUGUUCGGCGCUCGCCAGAUGUUCUGGCAGUGCCGCGAGCGCACUUGUACGGAGAAUGGCUUGAUGCCAGACGACGACUUUCUUGGCUUAUCGGCUUUCGUUGACACAAAGCAGUCACAUGCCUCGUGGAUAGCUGCUGUCGAGAGCUUCUCUAGCUCAAAGUUGACAAGGAUGUCAGAUCGCCUUCCUGCUCUGUCUGGCCUGGCCAGCACUUAUUGCAAGCUCACGGGCGACGAGUAUUUGGCUGGACACUGGAGCAAGGAUCUUGCCAAAGGCUCCCUACUUUGGCGAGCACAAUCUCCACGUUCCAGGCCGACAUCAUCUACGUAUCGAGCACCCUCGUGGUCUUGGGCCUCAGUGGAUGGCCCAGUGCUAUAUCCUCAGCAGGAGCGAAGUCAACAUCUAGGUACAUACUUCUCCACUCUGGGCAAUAAGAUGAGUCCACUAGCAACGCUACACGACCACUGCAUCGAGGUGAAAGGAGCGAAUCCCUUUGGCGAAGUCACGCAUGGUUGGCUGGACAUACGAGCUCCAGUAAUACCAAUGCGCGAAGGAGCCCUCGCAGCCUUGACCAGACUCUCACGCUAUCAGAGCUAUGCGAACGAUUCGCACACCAUCAUGUUGUACCCACGCGGCGAAUCAAGUAACGGAAGUCUAGAGUCCAUAUUCGACCAUAUUUGGCCCAAGGACAUCCGUACUGUGGAGAUCGCAAUCGAUGACCCACUCACAUUGACAAACUCGCCGGGCUAUUGCAUAGCCAUAGCGGAGGAGUCAUCUACGUAUUUCAAGGCAGAUGUCAAGUGGGUCGCUGGUCUUAUUGUAACGCCAGAUUCUUUCGGAGAGACUACGUAUCGGAGAGUGGGCGUGUUCUUUAGUCUGUACGGCAUACCCUUGCCAGAGCCCACGAUCAUGCGACUAGUGUAG